This is a messenger RNA of Brachypodium distachyon (stiff brome), 3993 nucleotides long. RefSeq names its product calmodulin binding protein PICBP. The coding region runs from base 383 to 3589 and encodes 1068 amino acids. Lineage: Eukaryota; Viridiplantae; Streptophyta; Magnoliopsida; Poales; Poaceae. Gene Ontology annotation, molecular function: calmodulin binding. The transcript has 2 exons. The record is from RefSeq and is a predicted model, not a curated record.
AGAUGUCUCUUUGAGCCGCCCACCCACUCGCCCCGGCUCCCCGCUUCUUCCCCCCAUCGCCUUCCCACAGAAUCCACUUUUCUUUUCUUCUACAACUUCCAAUUCUUACUUUAGUUUGUGCUCCUCUCUAGUCUUAAUCCAACCCUCUUCCUUCGUCCAACUCCCAACCGGCCCUCCGGCCUCAAUCUAUUCUCUCCCAUACGGCACACCACCUUUGCUUUCUUGCCGUCCGCCCUUCAACUGAACAAGCCAGGCACUCCACGGAACCUCCGAGCACAAGCCGAGAAAUUCGUGGAAUCAGUGGGAGAGAAGCCAAGAAAUCCAAGGAGAUCGAGCCGCCGCUGGGUACCGCAAGAAGAAAUACUACAGUAGAGCAGCAGCCAUGGUGAGGAGCAAAGAGGUGCCCAAGAAGCCCAAGGACCCGCUGCUGACCCCUCCGUCAAAGCCCAGGGGUUUCAGGGACGACGGAUUCAGCGGAAGCCUGCCAAGGAACCGCGGCGGCACGGCCAUGUCCCCGGCGCCGGCCUCCGUGCCCAACUACAUGAGGGCCACCAGCAGCUCCGGCGCCAAGGCCGGGCCGCGCGGCGCGGGGGUGCCCUCGUCCGCGACGCCGACGAGGCGGAGGCCGAUUCGGGUGGCGACGAGGGGGAAGGUGCUGUUCCCGGCGGCGGCGGCGGCGCCCCCCGGCAUGGGCCGGGCCACGUGCUCGUCGACCAUGAAGGAUGCCAAGUUCCCCAGCGCGCUCGACCUGGCGCCCGGAGCGACGGACGCCGAGGGCCCCGCGGCGAUGCGGGUGUGCCCUUACACCUACUGCUCCCUCAACGGCCACACCCACGCGCCGGCGGUGCCGCUCCGGAGCUUCCUCGCGUCGCGGCGGCGGCUGAUCAAGACGCAGCAGAGCAUGAAGCACAAGGGCGUCUCCGCGUUCCGCAAGGGUACCGGCCAGCAGAGACCAGAGGAGAAGACCGCCGCCCGCGGUGUUGCUAAGGCCGCGCCUUCGGUCGACGACGAGGCGCUCGGCGAUUUCUUCGUGGAGGUGUACACCGGUCCAAGGCUGAGCUCGGACAUGAGCUGCAGCGACAUGUCUUUGGACGAGAUGGACGCCACGGUGAAGAGGAUGGAGUUCGUUGUCUUUGAUCGUUGCUGCGGCGACGAGGACAACGAGAAGGGGGGCGAUCUCGCUGUUCGUGGGGACGGCGAGCGAAGGCUGGACGAGAGGCUUGGUGUCUGCGGGGACACUUCGUCGGAGUGUAGUGAUGUAGGUAUCUCCGGCAAUCUCGUGGAGGAGUUGCCGUGGAUGAGGUACCAGGGGUACGAGUGUGACAGCUUGGAUGAUGUUUCAGAAGAACAGGGGGCCAUACAUGAUGAGCAAGAAGGUGAAGAUGAAGAGAGCACAUCCGGGGAAUUCAGCGAUGAGCAUGAAGACGAGGUUGGUGAAGAAUCAGAAUCAAAAGAUGAGACAAGCAUCUUGGAUUUACCCUGUGAACCGGGGAUCAUCAUGGAGGAAGAAGGCGUCGAUUGUCGAGUUGAGGCCUCCAAGUAUGGGGAGGGAACGAAUGAAGGCAACAUCAUCUUGGAUCCACUGGAGGCUUCCACAGGUCAGGAGACACAAAAUCCUGCAGACAGUGAGGAGUGUAUCUCGGAGGUUGCCCACAAAAUGGAGGUCGCCUCGGAGCAAGCAUGUAUUGUUUGCACGAUGGAGGUCUGCAAGGAGCAGGAAGGAAGAGAUGAAGACGACAUCCUGGGUGAAGUGUGUCAAGGGGAUACUUAUGAUGAACAAGGCACAUCACAAGAGAAGCUCUCUGAAGGUGUCUGUGAAUUGGAGAUUCCUGAGUAUGGAGCAGCACAAAGGGUGGAGAAUGUCCGGGAAGGCACAGUGGAGAGUUCAGCAGAUCAAGAGGAAAAAGAUGAUGAGACCAACAUGGAUUCUGCCAGCAAAUUAGAAGUUACUGAGAAGCAGAAUAUGAAGGAUGAUGAUGAGUCUGAAAUCAGGAUUUCUGAGACUGUCUCCAAUGUUGAAUGCAAAGGGGAUUUCUUCGAGGAAGAAGUGACCUCCAAAACUGUUUUAGAAUGUGAAGUUUCUGACUCCAGUGCUAUUGGUUCUCCAGAUGUUGAAAUCCUGGCACAACAAACAGAGUGUGGCUUUGAACAGGAUGUGAGAACUGUAGAAGAUGCAUUUGAACAACAUGAUAUCCCUGCAGACAAUACAGUGGAUGGCACAAAAGACAUUCAAAAUGGAUUGACCGCAUGCAAAUCAGAAGAUGCUUCUGAAGAAUCUGGCAUUGCCGGUGAAAGCAGCCAGGGCAGUAACUCCAUAUGUGUUGAUGCUGCUGCUCAAAUAGAACCAGACAUUACAAAGUGCGCGCCAGACUUUUCUUCUGAAGAAUCUAGUAUCGUGGAAGAAAGUUGCCAAAGUGAUAAGGCUGCUUAUGUUAAAGAUGGUGCUCAAAUAGAACCAGAAUUUGCCACAUGCCAGUUGGAAGAUGCUUCCAAAGAAUCUAUUAUCACUGAAGAAACUGUUCGUGAUGAUAACUCUUCAUAUCUCGGUGAGGGUACUCAAAUGCAAUUGGGUAUUGGAGCAAGCGAGUUGGAAGGCACUUCUGAAGAAUCUGGUAUUGCUCAUGAAAUUGGUGAAUAUGGUAGUUCUGCAUAUGCCAGUGAUGAUGCUCAAAGUGAUUCUGGUAUCACCACAUGCGAAUUGGAAGAUGUUUCUGAAGGACCUGUUGCAGUUCAGGAUUAUAGCUGUGCAGAUGUCAGUGGUGGUUCUCAAAAUGAGUCUGAGCUUACCCCAUGUGAUCUAGUAGAUGCUUCUAAAGGAUGUGAUAUUACCCAAGAAGCUAUUCAAGACGAGAACGCUGCAGAUGUCAAUGAUGAUGCCCAGAAGGAAUCAGAAAUUAUAGCAUGUGAAUCAGAACCUGCUCCUGAAGAAUUGGAUAUUACUCAAGAAGGGGAUGAAGGUGAUUACACUGCUGGUGUCUGUGCUGGUGCUUUGAAGGAAUCGGAGAUUAUUACGUGCGAACCAGCAAAUACUUGUGAAGAAGUUUCUAUUAAUGAGAAAGUUGAUCUCUCGUCCAUUGGCCAAAAUAGGGAGCACAACUACGACAUCUCUGCUACUGACGGCCAUGUGGAGCCCCAGAACCUUCCAGCAGAAGACACCGUCGCAAAAGAAUCUUCUGUUGAUGACAUAUGCGUAGCAUUCAGUGGGAUGAACCUCAAAGGAGAUGUAUUCCUUGAUCCUACCGAGUCUGAGAUUUCUCCGAGAAAUAGAUUGAUCAUUGCCAGGAGGAGGAGAACACCUGAAGAGGAUGAAUACAUGCGAGGUUUUAAUCCAAGGGCACCAAAUUUUCUCCCUCUGGAACUGGAUCCGGAUUCAGAGAAGGUUGACCUCAAGCAUCAGACGGCGGAAGACCGUAAGAAUGCUGAAGAGUGGAUGAUCGAUUAUGCUCUUCGGAGGGCAGUGAAUAAUUUAGGCCCUGCUCGAAAGAAGAAAGUGGAGCUUCUUGUCCAGGCGUUUGAGACUGUCCUACCGCAUGAUGAGGAUGAAAAGAAAAGCAUCACACCCACAAGGUCUAUCCAAGCUUGCAACUGAUAAUUCUAGAGUUAGUGGUUGAACUAAUCGUGAUAUUGACGGUUCGCGAGCUACUAACUCGGUGGUCGCUGCAAUAUUAGUGCCAGAGACCUGCUCCAAGCUAAAUGAGAAUAACUACUUACUAGCCACUAGAGAUCGAUCGCUAGAGAUCUCUGGUAAGGUGGAGCUCUGUACUACUACUGCUCCGCAUGAAAAGGAUAACUAAUACUUGCUGAUCAAUGGUAGUUUCCUUUCUGGUUGCUGAGCUGCAAAGGAGUAGCUCAACAACUGAGGUGUGUAUAGAUAUCUCAUGUCCUAAUAAUGUCUUUGGUAUUUCUAACGAUGACUGUGAGACUUGCAAAAAUGUCAAGGGUGCUGAUGUGAGAAUAAAACUCUUCUUGAGUGUAUUGUUAGUUGUGGGUGCU